Molecule: messenger RNA, 1556 nt
Organism: Carassius carassius (crucian carp)
Lineage: Eukaryota; Metazoa; Chordata; Actinopteri; Cypriniformes; Cyprinidae
Gene: esm1
Product: endothelial cell-specific molecule 1
Exons: 3
Coding region: 422-955 (177 amino acids)
Cellular component (GO): extracellular region
Source: RefSeq, a predicted model, not a curated record
UAUUUUUUAAUAUAAAUCACGUCUCAGGAGACACUUAAAUUAACUCUCCAAAGACAAUUUUAACGCUACCAAAAACGUUCACGUUAGGAACAAGAAGUCGUGGGGUUCACGAGGGUCACCUUGAAAAACCUUCAAACAAACAACUUCAGUGAUGACAUCAAUUCCUGGAUGGCAGCACGGCUCUAAUUCCACUUCCACGACGGAUUUCUAAAACAGGGAAGGGGGAGGCUGGCAAACAGACAACAACACCGGAUUGAGGAAACUGACGAGAGCAUACUAUGUGCAAAACAAACUUGUUUAAAGCUGACAGCCAUGCAGCCCGAGCUGUUUCAUUCACUAUCGCAUCUAAGAGGACAGCUCCUCCCUAGUGCAUUAGAUCCGAGGACAGCAUCCAGCGUGGUGUUCGCUAGCACUUCAAGUCAUGAGUUUUUACGCGAUCCCGGUGUUGUUGCUGAUGGUGCUCGGAGAUGCUGACGCGUGGGGUCCCGGUGGUAAAUACGCAGUCAACUGUCCGGACAAAUGCAACCCCGCGCUGUGCGGCUCGACGCAGCGCUGCAGGCGCACGGUGCUGGAUGACUGCGGAUGCUGCCAGGUCUGCGCGGCGGGACGGGGAGAGCACUGCUACCGCACCGUGUCCGGGAUGCACGGCGUCAAGUGUGGACCGGGACUCUUCUGCGACUUCUACAAGGACGAGGAUGAUUAUGGAGAUGAAUAUGGCAUCUGUAAAGACUGCAUGUAUGGAACUUAUGGCAUGGAAUGUCGGAAAACAUGCAACUGUAAAGCAGGAGGAUUGUGUGACAGGGAAACAGGUGCUUGUCUGUCCUUUAAAUUCUUGGCUAAAAUGGCAAUGCUGAAAUCUCAUUCAAGUGAAGGUAAUGAAGUGGGCUCAGGCGAUGGCAACACUGAAACCAGCAGCAAUCAAUCUUCCGCUCGCAAUUUUCUCACCCCUCGCUGACAGCCACUCUCAAGCUUCUGUUUAGUCAGUGUACAUGUAGCAUAAUAAAUUAAAGGACCAAACGGAUAUAUUUUAAUAUGUUUAAAAGGGUCAAAGAAAAAGAUAUGCUUUUAUUCUGUAUAUUUUACAUUUGUGUAUGCCAGUUAUGUCUUUGUUCCAAAGCGUGUCUAUGCAUUCACAUGCACACAAAUAAACAUGCAAGAGUUUGAUAUCACAAUAAUAAUGUUCCCACAGGGCUAAUUAUGCUGAAAUACAUAACUGAGAUGUCAGCAUUGUGAGUGAACUUAAUGAACACACACAAACGCUUUUACAUUAUGAAUGUAUUACAAUUGUAUCAUAUUUAAUGAAAUACAUAUUCUAAGAUGAUAUACCAGAUUCAGUUCCAAUCCUGAUGAGCAUUUGCUUCAAAGUUCACGGUUAUGAAAUCUGUAAUGCUUAACAGUAAUGUUUUAAUAUGUGAUAUAUAUUAAGACCAAAUAGAUUAUUAUAAAUUAUGGACUGUAAAUCCUUCUAAUCUGUGUGUAAAUGUUUUCUCUGUGAAUCUUCGCUUUAAAACCCUCUUGAUAGAGAUAAUAUGAAUUCUUCUUAUUCUGCUUUAUGU